This is a messenger RNA of Phalacrocorax carbo (great cormorant), 3186 nucleotides long. Lineage: Eukaryota; Metazoa; Chordata; Aves; Suliformes; Phalacrocoracidae. The record is from RefSeq and is a predicted model, not a curated record.
ACAUGGUGCUGGGGGAGGAGGGAGGGAAGGGGGGAGCCGCCCCCCAGCUCUCGCUUCGCGUACAGUUUCUUCCAGUCUCAGCGCUCAACUCCGGCGAGGCUGGAGCGCGGAGCGGGGCUGGACAGGGCGGGAGCCGGGAGGGCUCCGCCGCCGGCUGCCAGGGCGCCGCUGGGCAGCGGGGGCGGCGGGGAAGCAGCCGGAGUGCGCGGCGCCUCCGCUGCCUCCCUCCCUCUGAUGCUCCUUCGCGGCUGCUCGCCAGCCCGGCGGCCGCGGCGCCGGGAGGAUGCGGCUCUUCCUCCUCGCUGCAACUUUCUGGGGAUUGUGCCUGGCUCCAGGUUUGGCUUUGCAAAUACAGUGCUACCAGUGUGAGGAGUUUCAGCUAAACAAUGACUGCUCUGCUCCAGAGUUCAUCGUGAAUUGUACAGUGAACGUUCAAGAUAUGUGUCAGAAAGAAGUAAUGGAGAAAAGUUUUGGGAUCAUGUACCGCAAAUCCUGCGCAUCUUCAGCAGCGUGUCUGAUCGCCUCUGCUGGGUACCAGUCCUUUUGUUCUCCAGGGAAGGUGAACUCUGUUUGUAUCAGCUGCUGCAACACUCCGCUCUGCAAUGGACCCCGGCCGAAGAAGAGGGGGAGUUCUGGCGUGGUGCCGAGGGCAUGCGUGAUGACCACCUUUCUGCUACUUACAUUGGCUCUUCUGCUUUCCUAGUGCUAAACUUCAAGCAAGUUUUCUGCCCUGACACAGUUUGUUCUGUCUCCUCCUUUCUUCAAAGACACUGCAAUUAAUUUCUGUUUGUUUCCAAAUCCCUGUCAACAGUGAGGGAGGUUCAGCGGUUGUGGGGAGAGAGGGGCUGAUAUUUUUGGCAGCUAAUGAAUUCAGUUAGCAGAUUGAAUUUCCAGUGUGCACUUAAAAAUCCCACCAGCAGGAUACAGAGCUCCUGCUCUUUUUGCAUAAUUGGAAACAAAUCCAUCUGUGUUAUUCCUUUUAGGAUGCAGUCAAUUCCUCAGCCAUUUUAAUUUCAGUGUUUUUAAGUUCAUCGCUAAUCAUUAACUUUGCCUUAUGAAGUCAUACUUGGUGUUCACAAAGGCCAUUUUGUGCGUCUGGACUGGGCUCUGAGCUAGUCCCCAGAGGCACUACUUCCAAGCUGGGCUCCGGCGGCUCAAGACCUGGUGUCUGUGGACUGCAGUCAGGCUUGGUCUCAUUCUGAAAAGUACUUAAGAAAACUUUGUUAUUGCCCCUUGUAGAAGAGUUGUGCCUCGAUGAGAUGAAGAGCAGCGGGCGCAGAGAGCGACUGCUCCUGGCUCUGGAGCGCAGGUUGGCUCUGAGAAACUUCUCCUUGUUGGCGUGCUCUAUGGUCAGGUGGCAGCGGAGGACCUGCAGAAACACGCUGCGGAACUGCUGAGAAGAGAUGUUGUACAGGAGGGGGUUCACCACCGAGCUGAGGUAGAAGAAGAUGUCGGCAAUGGGAAGAAGAGUGAUGUACGCUCUGAAGUAGGGGAUGGUCCAGUCCUGCUUCGGUGUAGCAGCAGCCAUGAUCCUUCUCACCUGGUUCGGCAUCCAGCAUAUUGCCAGGUUUGCAACAAUCAGUCCUGCGAAUGGAAAGAGGAAGAAAGAAGUGUGCAUACAUGGGGAAAAACCAUUAUAUACUUAGUAUCGGUUCUGCACCUACUCGUUAGGAAAUAGUACCAAUUUUUCAAUGUUUUGCUUGACAGCUUUUUCUGCCAGUAGCAUUUUUUUGUUUGUUGUUUUUAAUAACUGUUGCAGCACAUGCUCUGACAAAAGACCGCAUAGUGCUUGGAUAGUGUUUCUUUGUACCUGUUGUCAUUUAUUAGCUUUCAAAGUGUUCUUUCAUCGAUGCCUGUAUCUUUGGAAAGAAUGCAUUUUUAUUUCGGUUUCUAUUCUUACAUUCCUUACGUCUUUUCCCUUUACUUUGAAAAACAAACAAAAUAAAAGAACCUAUAGCCAUAUUAGAUCAGGCAAUACCCAGAAGAGAUCAGAUUCUUGUUUGUACUUUACAAAAAAAAGAAAGUAUGCAUAAUAAUAUAUUUCGUGUUAUUUUUGGUAAAUUUCCUCUUACAGAAGAUAUUUUUAAGUAAAAAUAUGUAUGGAUCUUUUUAUGGUAAUUAAGAUAUGUUGGGCUUUCUUAACAAUCAAAUUCCAGUGGAAUUAAAUUAUGAAUGUAAAUGAGAAAAACCCAAGCCUAGUCAUGAAAGUGUAAGCAGUUUCAGAUGAUAAAUUAUGCUUAAAAAUGUGGUAUCUGACCAUUUUGUAUUUAUAUGUAAAUAUCAAUAACAUGUUGCUGAAUCACUAAUGGCAUUAAAAAGGGGGUGACUGAAGUGUUGGAUGUCUGAAGGCUCUGCCUCCGGGGUCCAGCAUUCACUGGGGUCGCAGCGGUGACACCGCCUUCCGACCGGCAGCCCUGAAGAAGCGCGUGGGCGAGCCUGGGCCAGGGCUGCGCCCAGGCGGGAGCCGAGCCAGGGAAAGGCACUCGAACCCUCGCCAGCGGCUUCUGCUCCGCCUAAGCCCUGGAAAUCCUGGCAGCUUGCGUGGAAUACCAGGUACACAAAAUAACUCCUCUCAGUGCUCCCCCACUUCUGAAACACAGCGCAGCCACCAGUUUACUGUUUCCACUUUGUUUUUCUCUUUGCAGGAAGCGUGCCUUACACGAACACUUAAAGGGAGCAGAAGCUGCAGGUUGGCGUCCCUGCUGCAGAGGCACAAAAUAGUAGAGAGCAUCCUGAUGGCGCGCGGUUUUCCCUUCCAGUAGCCCUCCAUUACACUGUUAAUCUCCUCCAUCUAGCCGCCUUUCUCAGCAGAAGCACAGGAAUGCUUUUUCCCUGCCCAGACUAGGUCAGGUUUCCCCCACUGAACCGAUCGCUGUAGGAACCCAACUCUGAAAUUGUGCACGCUGAUUUUUCAAGCCAGGAAAGUUAUAUUUCUCUAGUGGGAAGACAUGAAUGUAAUGGGGAAGGGGGACAGAAAAGAGAAGAAAGAUUUUUUUCAUAGCUUUAAAACUGCCAGGGCUUAAACAGGGUACGUCCAAGUCCAACUGCCACCACGCCCAGCAAUGAAAAGGUAUGAAAUGUCUUUUUAUUAAAAAAAAUAAUAAUUCAUAAUGAAAGCUAUAAUUACUGUAGCAAAUGUAUGACCUCACCAAACAAGCUACCAAAUAAAAGUUGUGGUUUUGACCA